Brassicogethes aeneus is the source of this 1926-nucleotide messenger RNA. NCBI's taxonomy places the organism in Eukaryota, Metazoa, Arthropoda, Insecta, Coleoptera, Nitidulidae. The record is from the annotation of a GenBank genome assembly.
AUGUUCGCAUCAUUAAAAAACAAAAUAAAAGAGGAAACAGGGAGUGAUCUUUCCAAAUUAACAGCAAAAAUCACCUCUAGUACUGUGCAAAAAAUUGAUUCGCUUAGGGGACGAUCUCAUCAAGGGUCUACAAGCAGUUUAAAUUCCAUUGUUUCCAGUGAUGGAUUAAGAGAGGAUAUUCAGAAUGAAAGCGAGGAGUUUAAGAAAAGGCUUUCAAGAAUAGAAUCGGAAUAUUCAAGGAAAUUAGAGUUGAAAGAGGUGGAAUGGAAGGAUUUAGUUAAACAGAAAGACAAGCAUUUGCAUAUUAUUGAGAAGGAGAAGGAGGAGGCUUACAAGCAAAUCCUAAAUUUAAAGGAAUCUCUUAAAGAUGCAGAAGAUUUUAAGCAAAAAAUACUUAACCACCAAGAAAAUAAUGAGCAGAUUGAGACUUUGCAAGUUCAAGAACUGUCAAAAGUAAAACAAUUAGUUUUGUUAAGAGAACAAGAAUUAUCCGAAAAAACAGCUGCUUUAAAAGAAGCAAAUAACCAAUUAGAAAAAUUAAGGAGUGAGGUCAAUAGACUUCGAAGACAGGAAGAACAGUUAAGUGAUAUACAGGACGAUCUGGAGUCGCUGCGGCACUCGAGCUCGCGCGAUCUGGCAACGCUGGCGACGAAUCUCGCGCAGUGCGAGGAGGAGCGUCGGCACUUGUCGGACCUGGUCGCGGUGCUUCGCGAGCGGCUGUCCAACGAGACGAGCACGGACGAGCACGCGGUCAAGGAGAGGAGGCUGCUCGAGCAGCGGUUGGAGGAGGCGCAUCUGCAUUUGGCGGACAUCAAGACGUCCUGGAGCGACAAGAUCGCUUCCUUGGAAACGCAGGUGGGCAGACUAAGCAGACAAGCCGCGGAAGAAAGCGCGGAGCGCCGAAGAGCCGUCCAGGAUAAAGAACUACUGAACGACAAAAUAAAACAGCUGGAAGCAGAGCUGGAGUGCAAUAAGUUCGACUUGAACAACAAGGAGAACAAAAUAAAACGACUAACGGCCGACAUAAACGAACUGUCCUUCGAGCUGAAGUCGCUGAAAACGGAGAACGAGGAGGAAAUCGCGUUUUUAAGAGGCGAACUCGGUAACUCAAAGACAGAGUUAAAGGUGGUGAAGAAAAAUCUGGAAAACUCGGAAAGUGAGUUGAAUAAAACCGAGGAUGAAAGAAGCAAGUUGAAAAUAUCCGUCGAUUCUGAGCACCAAGCAAGCAAUUCUCUUAGACAAAUCAUCACAAAGUUAGAAAGGGAACUGGCAGAAGAGAAAUCAAAUUCUCUUAAUGUACAAAAAACACUAACCAGGGUGACGACUGAAAAAAACACAACACUGCUAAGAAACGCGGAAAUUUCCCAACAAAUGGAGAUGGUAAAGCAGAAAAUGAAACGUCAAGAGCAGGAAAUGAACGAACUCCUAAACAAAUUGCUCAAUUUAGAGGAGGAGAAUAGCAAAUUAAAAGACAGCAAAUCGAUAGAAAAACAAUUGCGCGAUAAUAUAGUCGAAUUGGAGGAGCAGAUAUCCGAGAAAAAUACGAAUAUUAAAACCCUUCAACUGAGACUGGCAGACCUCAAGAAAACCCUCCAACAAGAGCUACGCACGCCGGGAAACUCCAACUACCAUACAGACCUUAUGGAAAACACAGCAGCCGUUUUAACACCUAGUCAAAUGUUCACGAAAAACUUUCCCAAUAGCGUGAAAAGAGACGAAGAAGACGUCAAUUUUAAAUACCUCAAACACGUCAUCAUCAAGUUUUUAACCAGCCGAGAAUACGAAGCGCAACAUCUCAUCAAAGCCAUUUCAACUUUGCUGAAGUUUACUCCAGAGGAGGAGAGGUUGAUACACGAAACUUUGGAGUGGAAAAAAUCGUGGUUUGGGAGUCGGCCGAAGUCGAAAUCGAAGUUAUUUCCCAGCUGA